Impatiens glandulifera is the source of this 2574-nucleotide messenger RNA. RefSeq names its product extensin-2-like. The transcript is spliced from 2 exons. Lineage: Eukaryota; Viridiplantae; Streptophyta; Magnoliopsida; Ericales; Balsaminaceae. The record is from RefSeq and is a predicted model, not a curated record. Bases 22 to 2544 code for a protein of 840 amino acids.
GAGAGCUCUCUAUCCACCACCAUGAGAGCUCAAGGUGGCGGCCGUCUCCGGCCACAUUUGCUUCUCGCUAUGGCUUUAGCGACGCUUUUAAAUACUUCGGUUUCUGCCGACCCUUACGUCUACGCUUCUCCACCUCCCCCUUACGAGUAUAAGUCGCCUCCCCCACCAUCCCCAUCUCCACCAUCACCUUAUUAUUAUAAAUCCCCUCCUCCACCUUCUCCAUCGCCACUUCCUCCAUAUUAUUACAAAUCUCCACCACCUCCUUCCCCAUCUCCUCCUCCACCCUACUCCUACAACUCUCCACCACCGCCGUCUCCUUCACCUCCUCCACCUUACUACUACAAAUCACCUCCUCCACCUUCUCCAUCACCACCUCCUCCAUACUAUUACAAAUCUCCACCGCCUCCUUCCCCGUCUCCUCCUCCACCUUACUACUACAAGUCUCCUCCACCGCCUUCACCUUCCCCUCCUCCACCUUACUACUACAAGUCUCCUCCACCGCCUUCAACUUCCCCUCCUCCACCUUACUACUACAAAUCUCCACCUCCUCCUUCCCCGUCUCCACCUCCACCAUACUAUUAUAAAUCUCCGCCACCACCAUCUCCGUCUCCUCCUCCACCGUACUAUUACAAAUCUCCACCUCCUCCUUCCCCGUCUCCACCUCCACCAUACUAUUAUAAAUCUCCGCCACCACCAUCUCCGUCUCCUCCUCCACCGUACUAUUACAAAUCUCCACCUCCACCUUCACCAUCUCCACCUCCUCCGUACUACUACAAGUCCCCACCUCCACCUUCACCAUCUCCUCCUCCUACAUACUACUACAAGUCCCCUCCUCCACCUUCACCCUCUCCUCCUCCUCCAUACUACUACAAGUCCCCUCCUCCACCUUCACCAUCUCCUCCUCCUCCAUACUACUACAAGUCCUCUCCUCCUCCGUCACCAUCUCCUCCACCACCAUAUUACUACAAAUCCCCGCCUCCUCCAUCCCCAUCUCUAGCAAAACCUUACAUUUACAAAUCUCCACCUCCUCCAUAUAAAUCUCCACCAAAGCCUUACUAUUACAACUCUCCACCCCCACCAUCUCCAACCUACCUUUAUAAAUCACCACCUCCUCCUUCGUACUAUUACAAGUCUCCACCACCCACUUCUUACUAUCCUCCUCACUCUUACCGUCCUAUGGUCGUAAAAGUUGUUGGAAAAGUUUACUGUUAUAAAUGCUAUGAUUGGACAUACCCAAAGAAAUCUCAUGACAAGAAACAUCUCAAAGGUGCUAAAGUAGAAGUGACAUGUACAGUUGGUAAAAAAGAAAUUUUGGCCUAUGGUACAACUAAGAUAAAUGGAAAGUUUGCAGUCACGCUUGAUGGCUUUGAUUACAAGAAAUAUGGAGUUGAGGCAUGCAAAGCCAAGCUCCAUGCACCACCUAAAGGUUCGACAUGUAAUGUCCCGACAAACCUCCAUUGGGGAAUUAAGGGUGCCAAGUUAAAGGUGAAGUCCAAGACUGAAUAUGAAGUUGUUCUCUCUGCCGAGCCUUUUGCCUAUGCCCCAAAGACUCCUUCGAAAGAGUGUGAGAAGCCUAAGCCAAAGCCUACUCCUUCACCAUAUUAUUACAAAUCGCCUCCUCCCCCUCCCCCAGUCUACUACUAUAAAUCACCACCACCUCCUCCAACUUAUGCAUUUAAAUCACCUCCACCAUACUACUACAUGUCACCACCACCACCAUCCCCAUCUCCUCCACCACCGUCACCAAAUCCUCCACCACCAUCUCCAUCUCCUCCACCACCGUACUAUUACAAGUCUCCUCCACCACCAUCACCAUCUGCACCACCACCUUAUUACUAUAAAUCACCUCCACCACCUUUACUGUCACCUCCACCACCUUACUUUUACAAAUCUCCUCCACCACCAUUCUCAUCUCCACCCCCACCAUACUACUAUAAAUCACCUCCGCCACCAUCCCCAUCUCCUCCGCCACCAUACUACUACAAGUCUCCACCACCACCAUCCCCAUCUCCUCCGCCACCAUACUACUACAAGUCUCCACCACCACCAUCACCAUCUCCUCCACCACCUUACUAUUACAAGUCACCUCCUCCACAUUUUCCGUCUCCUCCCCCACCUUACUAUUACAAGUCACCUCCUCCCCCAUCCCCGUCUCCUCCACCACCGUACUACUACAAAUCUCCACCACCUCCAUCCCCAUCUCCUCCACCUCCUUACUAUUACAAAUCUCCACCACCACCAUCCCCAUCUCCUCCUCCACCAUACUACUACAAGUCACCACCACCACCAUCCCCAUCUCCUCCACCUCCUUACUAUUAUAAGUCUCCACCACCACCAUCCCCAUCUCCUCCACCUACUUACUACUACAAGUCUCCACCACCUCCAUCCCCAUCUCCUCCACCACCAUACUACUACAAGUCUCCACCACCACCAUCACCAUCUCCUCCACCUCCUUACUACUACAAGUCUCCACCCCCUCUAUCACCAUCACCACCUCCCUCAUAUUACUAUUCCUCUCCACCACCACCACCAAUUCAUUACUAAAUAUAGAUAGUUCAGUCUAUUUUCACCCCA